UAUUUACGAGACUUGAUAAUAACUCUUAUUUAUGAUAAAGGCGAAAAGAAAAAAUAUUAUAUGCACAAGAAAAUCGCUUUAUUCAUCAAGUUUUAUGUUAAUUACUGGCAAGAAAAUAUUAUAUUUUCAUAUAUUUGUUUUCAAAUGCCGAUGUUAUUUUUGAGUGCUUGCUUAUCGCCGCCUUUUUUUUUGUUGUUGUUGUUAGUAUCUUGGAUAUAUUCUAUAAAACUUUUCUUUUUUCUUUUUUCCUUUUGAUGUUUUAUCUAAUACCACUUUUAUAUUCCUUUCUCUUUUUUCCUUGAUUAGAAAAGUGCG
Molecule: messenger RNA, 315 nt
Organism: Cokeromyces recurvatus
Lineage: Eukaryota; Fungi; Mucoromycota; Mucoromycetes; Mucorales; Mucoraceae
Exons: 1
Coding region: 61-255 (64 amino acids)
Source: RefSeq, a predicted model, not a curated record